UACUAACGGGUGCUGGGCACAGAGCGCGGCGCCGUGUCUGUGGACCGAAUGCACCAGACACGCUGCGUGCCGGGCCGGGCUGGCUCAGUCUGGGCCGGCCCUGCAGGCUGCGUGUGGGCAGGGGCCGAGCUGGGGCCUUGCCGGGCAGUGGGGGCCGUGGAGGGAAGGAGGACGGAGCUCCAGGUGGGGAAGCCGCCGCCUGCCUUCGGCAGCCUCAGGUGACAGGCUUGUUCACAUCUGCUCAGGUGAACGUGUCCUUCUCGCUGUCCCUGGAGCUGCUCUCCUACCAGAAGCUCCCGGCUGACCAGAUGCUGCCCGGAGUGGACAUCCGGCAGCGCGCCAGUGGGGAGAAAGAGAUGGUGUUUACUCAGAACCUGCUCCUGGAGUACGCCAACCAGACCGCUCAGGUGGUGCCCCUGAGGGCCACAGUGGCCGUGCCCGAGCUGCAGCUCUCCACCAGCUGGGUGGACUUCGGGACCUGCUUUGUGAACCAGGGGCAGGUCCGGGAGGUCGACCUCAUGAACCUGAGCGGCUGUCGGAGCUACUGGGCUGUGCUGACGGGCCAGCAGGAGCCAGACAAGGACCCUGCGGCCUUCAGGGUAUCUCCAAACAGUGGCCUGCUGGAGGCAGGACCAGUCAGUUUGCCCCCAAAUACCAUCACCCUCCAGGCCCAGACCCCCUUCCUAACCUCAGCCUCCCACUCCCUCCAGGAGCAGUGA
Molecule: messenger RNA, 719 nt
Organism: Neomonachus schauinslandi (Hawaiian monk seal)
Lineage: Eukaryota; Metazoa; Chordata; Mammalia; Carnivora; Phocidae
Product: deleted in lung and esophageal cancer protein 1-like
Exons: 3
Coding region: 309-719 (136 amino acids)
Biological process (GO): negative regulation of cell population proliferation
Source: RefSeq, a predicted model, not a curated record